GAUUUAUAAGACAUUCUUCUUUUAUAAGUGAAAAAUGUUACUGAAUUGUAAAAAAUUUCUAAAUCAUAAAUGCUACAGAAAUCUGGCAACGAUUGUUAAUAGAAAAUUAAAUAUUUUGGGAAUUGAAACUUCAUGUGAUGAUACCGGCAUCGCAAUAGUUCGUCAUGAGAAUGGUCGCAAUACAGUGUUGGCAAACGUCUUAAAUUCACAACAAAGUUUUCACAUAAGGUAUGGUGGCAUAAUACCACCACGCGCUCAGGAUCUCCAUAGAUCUCAAAUUGCCAAUGUAUUUGAACGCUGUUUAGAAGAAUCUAAUAUUAAACCCGAUGAUAUUGAUGCUAUUGCAGUUACUAAUAGACCAGGUUUACCGUUAAGUCUAUUAGUUGGUUUACGAUUUGCCCGUUAUGUAGCCCGUUUAUACAAUAAACCUUUAAUACCGGUACAUCACAUGAAAGCUCACGCUUUACAAGCUCGCAUGGAGUAUGAUAUACCAUAUCCUUUUCUAUGCCUUUUAAUAAGUGGUGGCCAUAGUCAGUUGUGCUUUGUAAAAUCCGCUGAAGAUUUUCUACUGUUAGGUCAUAGUUUGGAUGAUGCUCCCGGUGAAGCAUUUGAUAAAAUCGCUCGACGUUUAAGACUGUAUAUAAAUCCAAAAUAUAGAAAAUGGAAUGGUGGUCAAAUCAUAGAAGAUGCCGCUAAAAAUGCCACAAAUCCCGAAGCAUUUGAAUUUCCAUUGCCUUUGGCACGUAUACGUGAUUGCAAUUUUAGCUUUGCUGGCAUGAAAAACAAUUCAUUUAGAACAAUUAAACGCCAGGAACUGAAGGAAGGCUGUCCCGCAGAUUCGGUUAUUUCAAAUUAUGCAGACUUCUGUGCGGGUCUCUUAAAUGCUGUAAGUCGCCACUUAAUGAAUCGAACACAAAGAGCUAUAGAGUUUUGUAUAGAACGUAAUUUCUUUGGUACUGGGCCCCGUUCACUAGUAGUAUCUGGAGGUGUGGCCAACAAUGAUACAAUAUAUCAAAACAUUUCUUAUUUAGCCGAGCAAUAUGAGUGUAAAACCUAUCGUCCCUCCAAAAAGUAUUGUUCGGAUAAUGGUGUCAUGAUUGCCUGGAAUGGUAUAGAACAGAUAUUAAGAGACAAUAAUUGCCUGAGAUGGGAUUAUAAUGCCAUAGACAUACAAGGUAAAGCAGAACUAGGUGAGUCUUUAAUAAGUGAUGUAACGGCAGCAAGUAUUAAAUGUAAAUGGAUACAUCCAACCCGAAGCUAAUAUUAAAUAAAUGAAAUAUUGUCUAAGAAUUUUAA
Molecule: messenger RNA, 1296 nt
Organism: Calliphora vicina (urban bluebottle blowfly)
Lineage: Eukaryota; Metazoa; Arthropoda; Insecta; Diptera; Calliphoridae
Gene: Tcs4
Product: Threonyl-carbamoyl synthesis 4
Exons: 4
Coding region: 35-1261 (408 amino acids)
Biological process (GO): tRNA threonylcarbamoyladenosine modification
Cellular component (GO): mitochondrion
Source: RefSeq, a predicted model, not a curated record